CCUGGCCGACCCUGUGGCCAUCAUAGGUCAGCCAGCUUUUGGACAUCAUAUGGCCAGCCAACCCUUGGGUCUUAACAACUCACGAAAGUAUAGGAAAAACAUCAGCAAUUUCCCUAUUUUUAAGGGGCAAUUUAAUCAUUCGAUUAGUGGGUUAUUCAUUGAACCUACUGAAUUCUCUCUCAAUUCAAAUUUUCUGUGUUACCGUGUUUUCUCUCUUUAAUCCAAAAUCUCUACUGACAAGCAUUAGACAAUUUUCUACAGGAAAACUCCCGAAGCUCCCAUCAGGAACAACUAGCAAAAUAUUUAGAGGGAAUCGAAAUGAACCAGAAAAUAUUCGCCUUCCAAAUACAGCAAGUAUUGUACGACAAUUUUUUCACCCUCAACAACAUGUAUGGAGAAUGGGGAUGUAUAAUAUAUUAAAAAUGAAAUAUUAUUUAUUAUUAUUAUUAUAUUUUUUUUAAUGUAAAAAAAUGAAAUAUUCUUAAAAAAUAAUAAAAAUAAAAUAAUAGUAGUUUGACUAGUACAUGGGGUAUGUGUCUAAUUUUAAUGCAAGGUAGAGGGGUUCAAAUAUAUUAGCUUAAAUAACUCCAUAAUUUUCUCAUCAUGAAAGAAUUAUGAAGCUCAUUAGCUCACACAUACACAAGUUUUCAAUAUUCCAUCAAAUAAGCUUCUUUUUUUCAGGAUUAGUUGUAGAGUUAUUAGAAGUAAAGUCAAUAAAUCGAUCUUCUAGUAAUUAUUUUGAUAAUUUAUAAGCUAAUAAUAAUUAUAAUCAUAAUAAAUAAUAGAAUUAAUUAAAAUGGGAUCAGAAACAUUCCUAGAGGUGAUUUUGGCCAUCCUUCUUCCUCCAGUGGGUGUCUUCCUUCGCUAUGGCUGUGGGGUGGAGUUCUGGAUCGAUUUGUUGUUGACUCUGUUGGGAUAUAUUCCAGGAAUUAUAUAUGCAAUUUAUGUAUUAGUUGGAUGAUGAUUAGGUUAGGUUGCUUUUUUUUCUUCUUCCUUUUUCUCCUUCACAUUUUAAUUUUUAUUUAAUUUAGGGCUAUAAUAUGUUAUAUAUUUCUUUCUGUUAUGCUGGAUGGUGACAUAUAUAUUGUAUUUUAAGAUUUCUGUUUUAUUUUGUUUUUUUCAUAAUUAUGUGACCGUUUUUGUGUCAGUUUCCUCAUCAAACUUGUGAAUAAAUUAAAAUCUCUUUA
This is a messenger RNA of Cannabis sativa, 1187 nucleotides long. RefSeq names its product low temperature-induced protein lt101.2. The record is from RefSeq and is a predicted model, not a curated record. Gene Ontology annotation, cellular component: membrane. Lineage: Eukaryota; Viridiplantae; Streptophyta; Magnoliopsida; Rosales; Cannabaceae. Bases 797 to 961 code for a protein of 54 amino acids. The transcript has 2 exons.